AUGACACUUUUAUUAUAUGUCUUGUCGCUGCUGGUGGUUGACGUCCAAAGUUAUAAUUUAGAUGUGCAAAACAUCCAAGUAUUUGAGGAUCCACAAAUUAGCAAAAAUGGUCGUCCAAGUUAUUUUGGUUUUUCGGUGGCUCUUUACUCGUCGGGCUCGGACUCGGUAUUACUCGUGGGAGCUCCACGGGCGAAUUCCUCAGCAAUGAGAGGUGGUUUCAUUGAACCUGGCGCUGUGUAUUCAUGUCGUCUGGCUUCCAAUGGCUCGUGCAUUGAAUGGCCGGUCAAUCCGACUCCGCAAACUCUAACGGCUAAUCGGAACUCAAUGGACUAUGCGUGGCUUGGCGCUACAAUCAGUGUUCAAAACACGACCAAACCUAAAGUUGUGGUUUGCGCACCUCGCUGGACGAACAUGUUUAACGAUGAAUCCCAUAACUGGUACCCGAACGGCAUGUGUUAUUCUAUGCUUGCAAACGACGUAUCAAGUUUUUCUCGAGCCGCUACACGCAAACACAUGCCAAUGUCAGGCGUCAGCAAGCAAACAUAUGUCCUGCCGAGUGACGUACACGAGAGAAAAGCCGUAUAUCAUCAGGCUAUGGGUCAAGUUGGCUUUUCAAUGCAUAUCACACCUGGUAUCUUUGGCAAUUUGAUUCUCGGUGCUCCGGGUUUUUAUCAGUGGACAGGAACAACGGUAUUCCUGGAUGAGCGCGCUCAACGCAGCCCUUCGGCUGGCAUUGUUACGAACGUGCUUGACGAUUCGCACUUGGAAUUCAAUAGCUACCUAGGCUAUUCCGUAACUUCUGGUCGAUUCUACAAACUGAGCGAGCGUCUGUAUGCCUCGAGUGCUCCUCGUAACGGAAUGGGCAAAGUACUCAUUCACGGCGUACCGAGAUGGACCAGGGAGAACACGUUCAGGAAUGUAUUCGAAGGCGAGCAGUACGGGGAGUACUUUGGUGCCAGUUUGACGUCGUGCGACGUCAACGGCGACAGCAGAGACGAUUUGAUCAUCGGCGCUCCUUUGUGGUCCAGAGUAUCCGACGAAGGACGAGUAUACGUCUACAAGACCAGAGGCCAAAUCGAGUUCCAAGUGCAGACAAUGGAAGGUGCACAGGAAAGCGGCCGUUUCGGCACAGCGGUCAACUGCCUGAACGACCUUGACUUUGACGGCUACGCGGACGUGGCCGUGGGUGCACCCUACGAGGACGACGGUCAAGGAGCUGUUUAUAUUUUCAAUGGCUCGCCCGAAGGCUUGUCACUUCAGCCCUCGCAGCGUAUCCACGCUGUUGACUUGCCGAUGAAUCUGCGGGGCUUCGGCAUGUCCAUUUCCGAGCCAAGAGACGUCGACGGCAACCGCUUCCCCGACGUAGCCUUCGGCGCUUAUGGCUCUGGGCACGCGUUGUUGAUUCGCAGCCGGCCUGUCCUUACGCUCCAUCUCAGUCUGGUCAAAUGGCAAAACUUCACUCUCGUGCAGAAUUCCACUUACUUUAUCCUCGAUCUUUGCGCAUUCUACGAUGGACCUUUUGCACCUGCCACUUUCCUUGUAACGAAAACGUUGACUAUCGACGAAGUGCACAAACGUGCUAUUGUGUAUCAGGAUGGAAGAUUAUUUGGCAACAUUUAUAAAGUUUCAAAUACGUUGAGAAAAGGAGAGGAAAAGUGUGCACCUAUCAAAAUCAAUCUAAAGAAAAACAUUCAAAAUGUAUUGGAUCCAAUUGAAAUAAUAGGCAAUAUAAUAUCAAACGAAAUUCCUAACUGCUCAUAUUGCCCCGUAAUAAAUCUAAGAUUAUCAAAAAUCUCAGACAAUCUAACACUCGCAUAUAUUCUCGACUGUGGGUCGGAUGACGUUUGUCAUUCUGAUUUACAAGUUACAAUUUCCAGUGCCUCGAACAGUGACAACAGUUUUAUAAUUGGAUCGAAUUCUACUUAUAACAUUAGUAUUUUUGUUGAAAAUACCGCAGAACCUGCAUACGAAAGUCAAGCGCACCUUUAUAUUCCAUCGCCAAUUACAAUGGCCAGAAUACCCCCAGAGUGCGAUGAGAAACAGGAAAUUAAUAAAACCUUGGAGGUUGUUUGUAGUCUUGGUAAUCCGCUAAGAAUUAAUAAUACUGUGAUUAUGGAAUUAGAUAUGCGAGCUAUCAACUAUUACGAUGAAUCGAACUCUAUCAAAGUACUAGUUACAACGCAAAGCGAAGAGAAAAAUUCAUCUAAUAAUCUGGCAACAUUGGAUAUCGCUUAUUUCGUUGAUGCAAAUAUCACAAUUGAAGGGAGAUCGGAUGAAGAUUUAGAUCCAUUUGAAGAGCAAGACAUAGCCGAUAACAAUUUCAAAACUGUAACUUUCAAUCAAAUUUAUAAAAUUUGGAAAAUUGGUGUUACUCCCUUGCAAGAAAUCCUUGUGAUUAUUAAUGUGCCCAUUUAUUGGAAUGAAGAAAAGAUAACGAAAAUUCAAAAAAUACGAGCAUCUGUUGACGGGAAAGAACAUAACUGCGACGGAUUAUUCAAUAAAAAAUUGAAUUCGUCAUUAUACGACUUUGAAUAUACUAUUAACAAACAUAAUAGUUUCACAACUCCUUCAGAACAACAAAUAUUCUUUAUUAAUUGCACAGAUCAACAUACGAAAUGUCAAAAAUUUGAAUGCCAACUAGGUCCAUUACUAAAAAAUCAGUCACUAGCUACGCUUACUGUGACGAUAGAUUUUCGCCUGCCUAAUGCUACUAAGAACGAGUAUAAAGGCAAAGAUGUUAUUUAUUUUGUAACCGAAGGUUUUGUUCAAACUUCAAAUUUAACAGUAAAACUGUUCAAUGAUUUAUUUGAUUACAAAUUACUAGCUACAAAUCUCUUAAUUCAUCGUAAACCAGAACAAGUUGCGAUAUGGAUUAUUAUUGUAUCAGUAUUACUAGGAGUAAUUUUGAUUCUGCUUUCAGCAUUAUUUUUAAAGGAAAUAGGAUUUUUCAACCGUAAACGUAAAGAAGAUUUAGAUGUUACGCGGACUACAAAUCAACUGACCGUUGUAAAUGAUUGAAGAUUGAAAUAAUCAGUUGAAUAAAAAAAGUGACUCCUUUGGAAUUUGGAUAUUUUCGAAAUCAAAGGUGCACAUAAUAAUUACGACGUAAAUGAUCGUUACAAUAGGUGAUGAAA
Messenger RNA from Phymastichus coffea, 3134 nucleotides. Its product is annotated as integrin alpha-4-like. Gene Ontology annotation, molecular function: integrin binding. NCBI's taxonomy places the organism in Eukaryota, Metazoa, Arthropoda, Insecta, Hymenoptera, Eulophidae. Gene Ontology annotation, biological process: cell-cell adhesion; cell-matrix adhesion; integrin-mediated signaling pathway. Bases 1 to 3018 code for a protein of 1005 amino acids. The record is from RefSeq and is a predicted model, not a curated record. The transcript has 10 exons. Gene Ontology annotation, cellular component: external side of plasma membrane; integrin complex.